Paramuricea clavata is the source of this 606-nucleotide messenger RNA. Lineage: Eukaryota; Metazoa; Cnidaria; Anthozoa; Malacalcyonacea; Plexauridae. The record is from the annotation of a GenBank genome assembly.
AUGGAAGAAGCGGUCGUGAAUUUGUGCAUCGCAGAGGCUGUUCGAGAAAAAUCUGCUUUAAUCCUGGGCAGUGUCGACUUUUUUUCAAUUUUAAGUGACGGGACCCAAGCUCGAAAGACGAAAGCUGAGAAAGAACUCGUUUUGAUUCGAACGGAAAGAAAUGGUAUACCUGUCUACAUUGUAGCGAGUUUACUCGAGAUGGAGAAAUUCGGCGGUGGGAAUGCAAACGCAAUCGUGAAAGGGAUCAACAGUUUGUUUAACGAGUCUGGUCCUUAUCGAAUGUCCCCAGAAGAUUACGAAGGGAAGUUGGUAAGCUCUACAGCUGACGGCGCAAGUGUGAAUACCGGCAAGUACAAUGGCGUGCUUACCCAACUCAAGCGAAACCGUCCAUGGCUUUUAACCAUACAUUGUGCAAACCACAGGAUAGAAUUGGCAGUAAAAUCGGCCUUCGACAUUCCCGAAUUAGCAGCUGUUGAAGAGUUCUACAAGACGAACUAUUACUUGCUGAAAAACUCUGGAAAGUUGAAAAGUCUACUGAAGGAGUGUGCUGCAUCCCUGGGAAUCCACUACUACGAGCUUUGUGAAUCAUCAACGCAGAGGGUUUAA